Molecule: messenger RNA, 2349 nt
Organism: Prosopis cineraria
Lineage: Eukaryota; Viridiplantae; Streptophyta; Magnoliopsida; Fabales; Fabaceae
Exons: 8
Biological process (GO): DNA integration
Molecular function (GO): nucleic acid binding
Source: RefSeq, a predicted model, not a curated record
UAUGGAACUUUUGCUUUCAAGCACAUGCCUCUUGGGUUAUGCAAUGCACCGGCCACUUUUCAGAGGUGUAUGAUGGCAAUUUUCUCUGAUAUGAUUGAGCAAACUAUGGAAGUCUUCAUGGAUGACUUCACGGUUUUUGGGGAUUCAUAUGAGGAGUGUUUAAUCAACUUGGCCAAUAUGUUGAAGAGAUAUGAAGAGACCAACUUGGUCUUGAAUUGGGAAAAAUGCCACUUCAUGGUUAAAGAGGGCAUAGUUCUGGGAUUUUAUCGCCGCUUCAUCAAAGACUUCUCCAAAAUAGUCAAGCCUCUUUACACUCUUCUUGAGAAAGAUGUUGAAUUUAAAUUUGAUGAUUCAUGUUUGAAAGCAUUUGAAGAGUUGAAGAAAAGACUUGUGUCUGCACCUAUCAUGAUGGCUCCUGAUUGGAAUUUUCCUUUCAUUGUGAUGUGUGAUGCUAGUAACUUUGCUGUGGGUGCUAUGCUUGACCAAAAGAAAGAAAAAGUGCUUCACCCAAUUUACUAUGCUAGUAGAAUACUUGAUGAUGCUCAAGAAAACUACACCACAACUGAGAAAGAGCUUCUUGUAGUGGUGUUUGCUUUUACCAAGUUUAGAUCGUAUCUUGUGGGUACUAAAGUGACAGUUUACACUGACCAUUCAGCUUUGAAGUACCUAUUUAGCAAGAAGGAGUCUAAGGCAAGGUUAAUUCAAUGGGUACUACUUCUACAAGAAUUUGACUUGAAGAUUAUUGAUAGGAAGGGUGCUGAGAAUCAAGUGGCAGACCAUCUUUCUAGGUUGAGUACUGAUGCUCAACUUAAAGGUAAUGUUAUUAUUGAUGAAGCUUUUCCUGAUGAGCAACUCUUUAAGGUUGACAAUAUUCAAACACUGUGGUAUGCAGACAUUGUCAACUAUCUUGUUUGUGGCAUCUUGCCAUUUGAUUUGAAGUUUCAUCAAAAGAAGAAGUUUCUCUAUGAUUUGUUUGACGUGUGGGGUAUAGACUUCAUAGGACCAUUUCCUAUGUCUUUCAACAAUCAAUAUAUCCUUGUGGCUGUAGACUAUGUCUCAAAAUGGGUUGAAGCGGCGGCAUUUCCCACUAAUGAUGCUAAAGUAGUGCUCAAGUUCUUGAAGAAGCAUAUUUUCACCCACUUUGGAGCACCAAGAGCCAUUGUGAGUGAUGGUGGUACUCACUUUUGCAACAAUCAAUUUCAAUCUCUCUUGAAGAAAUAUAGUGUCAAGCACAAGGUUGCACUUGCCUACCAUCCUCAAACUAAUGGGCAAGCUGAGAUUUCUAAUCGGAAAUUAAGAAAAGAUUGGUCCACCAAACUUGACGAUGCAUUAUGGGCUUAUCGAACGGCUUACAAAACUCCUAUUGGCAUGUCUCCAUACCGGUUAGUUUUUAGGAAAGCAUGUCAUCUAUCGGCCGUGGGUGAAAAGAGACUUCUCCAACUGAAUGAACUUGAUAAAUUUCGGUUAAAUGCCUAUGAGAAUGCUAGGCAAUAUAAAGAGAAGACAAAGAGAUGGCAUGACAAGAAAAUUUUAUUGUUUGGUCCACUCGUCUUCACCAUUGUCUCCAUCAUCGCUGCUAUAGCUUCUCCAUCAAUUGGAAGCUUCCUAGUAAUGGGUAAGAAAAGUGUCCCUCUUUCCAAAAAAGCUAAGGUCAUUGAGGUAGAGAUCACUGAGGAUACAUUUCGAAAGGUGUACAACCUUUCUCCCAUAGAAGAGUGCCAGUAUACCAUUUACAAGAAUAAUAGAACUCAAUUGCCAUUUGAUGAUGUAGUCCGAGUGCUAUGCCUUCCUGACAAAAAUAUUUGGCAACAUGACACCCAUGGCAAUCCUAAGAGUAUUAUGCGCUGUAAUCUAAACAGGACAACUCGUAUAUGGUGGUACUUCUUGGCAUCUAAUAUGAUCCCAGUGACCCAUAUGAGCGAUGUGACUGUUGAUCAAGCUGUCCUGUUAUAUACCUUGAUGAUGAGGCAACCUGUUAACUUUCCAAAAAUCAUGUUUGAGUAUAUGCGAAAGUUUCCUAGAAGCAGAUAUUGCAAGCAGCCAUUUGGGUUCCCACACUUGAUUACUCAAGUGUGCUUAGAGAAGAAGGUUCCCACUUAUCUGAAGGAUCUCAUGCUUCCUCCUUUGCCAAAGUUCAAUUAUAGAGAAAUGCAAUGUGCUAAGGGACCAAGAGGGGUACCGGAUCAAGCUGCAGAUGGUAGGAGGCAUAUUGAUCCACCUCAUGUUGAGCCUACACUGAGCAACCUCAUAGCACUCAUCCAAAACAUGCAUGAGGGCCUCCAGAGCCAGCUGGAUCGGAUUGACUUCGGGCUCCACCACAUUGAGUUAUUCUUGCAUCAAAGAUUUUAG